Molecule: messenger RNA, 1950 nt
Organism: Stereum hirsutum FP-91666 SS1
Lineage: Eukaryota; Fungi; Basidiomycota; Agaricomycetes; Russulales; Stereaceae
Product: PTR2-domain-containing protein
Exons: 14
Coding region: 1-1950 (649 amino acids)
Biological process (GO): transmembrane transport
Cellular component (GO): membrane
Molecular function (GO): dipeptide transmembrane transporter activity
Source: RefSeq, a predicted model, not a curated record
AUGCUCUUCAUAUCAACCGUUUCAUCUGACGAUAAUCACUCCUCUUGUGCUACAGCGACCCCAACCAUCGCGACCGAUUUCGAGACCGGAGGUCCGGACGUGAAGAACGUUCUUGGUCCGGACGACCAUCUGAACGAGAAACACUCUCAGUUGUCUGGUGGUGAAAUCGACGUUGUCAACGCGGUUACUGUCGAUGCUCUGACGUACGGAGACGAGGACGGAAGAUUACCUACGGAAGAGGAGAGGGCUACGCUCCGUUUGGUAGCUGGUGGACCAGAUAUGGCGCAAUCUGCUUCUGACUGGCCGGAUUUCCGGUCUUUAAGAAAGAUCCCAUGGGCCGCGUAUAUCAUCUGUCUGGUCGAGUUCGCCGAGCGUGCAUCGUACUAUGGGUGCAGCGGUGUCUUCACAAAUUUCAUCCAACGCCCUCUGCCUGCGGGAGGUAACGGAGCUGGAGCACCUCCCGCUGGAACUCAGGAAACUGCUGGUGCUCUCGGACUUGGACUGAUCGCGGCCACUGGUAUCGUGAAGACGUUCCAGUUUCUUGCCUACGCUCUCCCCAUCCUUGGCGGUAUUCUUGCGGAUACGAAAUGGGGUAGAUUCAAGACGAUUUGCAUUGGGACUGCAAUCGGUGCAGUGGCCCACAUUAUCAUGACGAUAUCUGCAAUUCCCUCUGUUAUCGGAGCUGGGCAUGCGAUCGCUCCCUUCAUCAUCUCUGUUCUCGUCCUGGCUCUGGCAACGGGUCUGAUUAAGCCUUGUAUCGCACCCAUCAUCGGCGAUCAAUCUCCCGUCAAGGUCCAGAGUAUCAUGACGCUCAAGACAGGCGAAAAGGUCAUCGUCGAUCCCGGCACCACCAUUCAGUCCAUGCUCAUGAUAUACUACUGGGCUGUGAACGUCGGCGCAUUCAUGCAAGUCGCGACGAGUUACGCAGAGAAGAGAAUCGGGUUCUGGCUGGCGUAUCUCGUCCCCGGAAUCGUGUAUAUCAUCAUGCCUAUUGCUUUGGUGAUUGUGUACAAGAGAUUGAUAAAGCUACCGCCGCAAGGGUCUGUCGUCCUUGAUACGAUAAACGUGAUUCGGACCAUUAUUUCUCGCGCGGGAGUUUCUGGCCUUGUGAAAGGUGGCGAAAACUGGGACACCGCUCGACCCUCGAAUAUCGCUGCGGCCGGAGGCUUGCCCAACAAACCGGCUGGGUGGGUAAAGUGGGAUGACGAUUUUGUGGAUGAGAUCAAGCGCACUAUCAAAGCUUGCAGGCUUUUCCUCUUCAUUCCUAUCUUCGCUAUGGCUGACGGUGGUCUCGACACCAUUACCAACAAUCAAGGAGCAUCCAUGACCACGAACGGAGCCCCGAACGAUCUUCUCGGAAAUUUCAACUCUUUGACAAUCAUCGUAGCCGUGCCGAUCCUGAAUUUCGGCGUGUACCCCUGGUUGCGCAAAAUGGGCAUCAACUUCUCCCCUAUCAAACGUAUUGUCCUAGGCUUCGUCAUCGCCACCUUGGGUAUGGUGGUCGGCGCCAUACUCCAAUGGCAAGUCUACGAGACUUCGCCUUGCGGAUUUUUUGCUACCGAGUGCACGGUUGGCACAGGUGUCUCACCCAUCGCCAUCUGGACCCAAAUUCCCUUGUACUCCCUCCCCGCCCUCGCUGAAAUUCUAAUCAACGUCACGUCAUACGAGAUCGCGUACACUCGGGCACCACAGAGGAUGAAGGGACUCGUCUUCGCCAUAGUCUUGUCCAUGAAUGCCUUGUCCAGCGCACUCACUCUAAUCGUCUCCCCAAGCUUCGUGGAUCCUAAGCUGAUCUGGCCUUUCGUCGGCAUUGGUGCCGCAAACCUUCUCUCUGCAGUCUGCAUCUGGAUAUUCUUCCGCAAGAUGGACGACGACGAGGCAUCCGCGGGUCUUAUUGGGAAGGACCGUGUCAUCGAAGGUAUUGUCGGGCCAGAUCACGAGAAGAAAUAG